AUGACAGCGUCUACAGAAGCCAACGGCUUCUCCAACCACAAUGGCUCAAGCCAUGGCUCUACCACGCCCUUGCAUCCAGGCCUAUACGUGCCUACCGUUGCAUUCUUUACUCCUGAAGAUACCAUCGACGAAGAGACGACAGCAUCACACGCCAAGCGCCUGGUUGAGGCCGGCGUCACGGGCAUCGUGACCCACGGGUCCAACGGCGAGGCUGUCCAUCUCGAUCACGCCGAGCGACAGCUCGUCAACCGCAUUACUCGUUCAACCAUCGAUGCUGCUGGCAGAAGUGAUAUGCCCCUUAUUGUUGGAUGUGGCAGUCAAUCUACACGAGAGACAAUACAGCUAUGCCGUGAGGCUGCCGCGUCCGGAGGAACACACGCUCUCGUCCUGCCACCGGCGUAUUACGGAAGCUUGCUGUCGACGGACCUCAUCAUGGGCCACUUCAAAGAUGUGGCCGAUGCUAGCCCAAUCCCCUUGCUGAUAUACAACUUCCCAGGCGCGUGCAGCGGGUUAGAUGUCAGCUCGGAUACCAUCCUGGCCUUGGCUGAGCAUCCCAAUAUUAUCGGCGUUAAGCUGACCUGCGGCAACACGGGCAAGCUGGCUCGGGUUGUUGCCGGCACACGUGGGACGACUUUCAGGACCUUUGGCGGUAGCGCCGACUUUGCUAUUCAGACCCUGUCGGUGGGCGGGCACGGUGUGAUUGCUGGACUGGCCAAUGUGGCACCCAAGGCCUGUGCUGAGGUUAUGCGAUUGUGGACAGAAGGCAAGACGGAGGAGGCGAUGCUGCUGCAAGGGGUUGUCGCUUCUGGCGACUGGACCGCCAUCAAGGGCGGCUUUGUCUCUGUCAAGGCCGCGCUCAAGAGAUAUUACAGCUACGGCGGCGAGCCUCGAAAGCCCUGUGCCUAUCUGGAGGGCAAGGCCUUGGAGGCACAACUGCUGGGCUUUUCCGAGCUGGUCGAGACGGAGAGGAAGCUAGAGGCACUAGCUUAG
Molecule: messenger RNA, 990 nt
Organism: Trichoderma aggressivum f. europaeum
Lineage: Eukaryota; Fungi; Ascomycota; Sordariomycetes; Hypocreales; Hypocreaceae
Exons: 1
Coding region: 1-990 (329 amino acids)
Molecular function (GO): 4-hydroxy-tetrahydrodipicolinate synthase activity
Source: RefSeq, a predicted model, not a curated record